Molecule: messenger RNA, 4686 nt
Organism: Parnassius apollo (apollo)
Lineage: Eukaryota; Metazoa; Arthropoda; Insecta; Lepidoptera; Papilionidae
Source: the annotation of a GenBank genome assembly
AUGAAAAUCACCGGUCUUAAUAUUUGUCUAGUAAUUUUAGCCCACGUUUUUGCUAUUGUUUCCACCGAUCCCGAUCAACCAAAACGCGAUGAGAAAAAAGCAAAAGGUGUCACUACUUUUGUAACAGCAAAAUGGGAAGCUACUCCGAUAGUGUUAGAACUUGCGGAAUACCUUUCUGGCGAAAGUUCAGAUUUGUUCUGGUCUUUUAUUGAUGGUGUAAAUUCCUUAAAAUCGCCCUUAGAUACCUUAGAGACAGAUAAACAAGUUUAUGAUGCAUGUAUUGGCAUAGCGAGUACAUUGUUGGCUCCUGCACAGUUGCGAAUGGCUAAACUAGCUCUGUCCAUGCAUUUAACCUCGCCUGCUGUUCGUAUGUUUGAUGAAAUUGCAUCACAAAAUGGAGCGAAGGAUGUGCAAUGUGAUACAUAUGUUGCCAUUGUUUCAAGGAAAAUAUGUGAUAUAGAGGCUUUACAUGAUAUCCUUAAAUCAUAUAAACAAUAUGAUCCUGUAGAACAUGAACUAGAGAUUUAUCAAUUAGACCACUCCUACCCUAGUAGUGAUAAUAAAAGUCUUACAGCUAUUUUGUAUGGUGAGCUGGGAACUGCUGAAUUCACUGCAAGACAUAAAAUACUUGCCACAUAUGCAGAUAUGGGUGCAGUCAACUAUGUUGUCAGAUGGAAUUUAAAGCCAAGAGGUAGACCUAAAUUGCGUCUGUCGGGCUAUGGAGUGGAGCUGCAACUUAAGAGUACAGAGUACAAAAGCCAGGAUGAUACCACACCAAAAGAAUCUGAAGCUGGGGAUGAUGCAGUACCAUCUAUUGAGGAAGAUGAAAAUGAUCCUCAGAAUCAAAUAGAUGGAUUUAACUUUGGAAGACUUAAAAACUUAUUUCCUGCUUUGCGCACACCUUUGGAGCGAUUCCGGCGUCAUUUAUCAGAGUCUAGCGAGGAGUUAGCGCCUCUUAAAGUAUGGCAGAUGCAAGCGCUUAGUAUGCAAGCAGCUGCAGCCGUCAUGGAUGCACAUGAUGCUGGAGGAGAUGAGGCCCUUAGAGUGCUUACUUCUAUUGCACAAAACUUUCCUAUGCAGACAAAGUCUCUGAUCCAUGUGAACGUGCCCCGUUCAUUCCGCGACGAAGUGUUGUACAAUCAGGACGUAUGGGCAUCAUCGCUGGGGCUGCGGCCCGCCGAGCCGUUGCUGUUGGUAUCGGGCGCGCAGUACGAUGCGGAGGAUGUGGACGUCAUGGCGCUGCUCGCCGCUCUGAGGGAAGAUGUUGGUCCCAUGAACACGUUGUACGCCCUUGGUAUGACGAAAAAACUAAUCAACACACUAAUGUCUUUGGAACUGGGCGAAGCUCAUACAUGGGAGGAGUAUGGGUUGGAUAUACGUGACACAUCAAUCACAUGGCUCAAUGAUUUGGAAACUGAUGACCGCUAUCGCCGCUGGCCUUCUUCGUAUACGGAGCUUUUAAGACCUACAUAUCCAGGAAUGCUGAGAAAUCUAAGAAGAAACAUAUAUAACUAUGUUAUAGUAGUGGACCCAACGUCAUUGGCGUCGGUUCCGCCUUUAAAGCUGGGUGAAACUCUUCUGAAGCAUGCGACACCAGUUCGAGUGGGCUUGGUCUUGGCUCCCGGCACAGAUGCGGUACUAUCGGCCGCCGUGCGUUCCGCUUUCAACUAUAUCGCGCAGGAUAAAAACUCUAAUAAAGAAGCGUUCUUUUUCCUUAUGCAGUUGAUACACUCCUCUCAAGAAGACAAUAUAACAUUAGAACAUGUGAAGAAUCAAUUGAAGAAAUAUGUUAGCUCUAGUACAAAUGUAGAUGAUAUUGUUUCUGAGGACUCCGAAUACAACUUCGGCCAUCAAUUGGCAGAAGAAUUUAUCUCCAAGAUUGGAAGCAAUAAGUAUCCUCUUGUGUUGAUAAACGGUGUGCCGCUGUGGGACGAGGGCCCGGGCUCGUCCAUGUCGUCCGUAGAGCUGCUGGAGGAGGCGCUGGUGAGCGCGCUGGCGCGCCACACCGCCCGCCUGCAGCGCACCGUCUUCCGCUCCGAGCUCGCCGACUCCGACGACGCACUCGACCACCUCAUGAAGCAACCGCACAUCAUGCCCAGAUUGAACCGUCGCGUUUUGGCAUCAGAACCUACUCAAUAUUUGGACUUAUCUGGUGUCCCUUCUUCGCCGGAAUUAUUCAGUGAAGACAAACUGCAUCGGUUGCUACAUUUGACAGGACGUGACGCAUUAGCUACUGCUUUACCAAUUUUAAAAUAUUUCAUGAAGCCUGGGAAACCUGAUAAAAUAACACAAACAAUUUGGGUAGUUGGAGAUCUUAACAUGAAGGAAUCUAGAGAUUUGUUAAGGAACGCAUUAACAUUUAUGAGGGAAGCGGGCGGUGUUCGUGUGGCCUUCAUACCAAAUGUAGAGGGUGGGUCCGUUGAUCAGUCGCUCAACAAGGUGGUGGUAUCCGCCCUAGCAGUGUUAGAGCCAGCCCACGCCACUAAGUACGUAACGCAACUGUUGGAAGACGAGGGCUGCCACGAACGACAGGACUGCGAGAUAUUGCCGGAAUUGAUCCCGGCGUUGAACAAGCAAGAGUGGGUGUUGAAGGCGGCGCGGGUGCUUUGCGCGCGCAGUUUGCGGCUACGUGCAGGCGAGCGCGCUGUGAUACACAACGCCAGGCUCAUAGGACCGUUCGCGCUUGGCGAGGCAUUCACACUGGACGACUUUGUACUGUUGGACAGAUUUAGCAAUCAAGUUUAUGGAGACAAAAUAGCUGAAGUCCUACAUAAAAAGAAAAAAUUGAAAAACGAUGUUUUCGAUGACGAUACGUUAGAUGAGGAAACGCCAGAGCUUUCAACGGACAACUACUUGAAGAUAAUAUCGGUGCUGGCGGCGCGAAGUCCGAAGGUGCGAACGCCGCUACCGACCGGACUUCGCACUGAACAUUCGCUGGUCGACUUGUCGCCCAUGUACGAAGACGAGGCUGCCGUCGAGAUCGUAGCAGUACUUGACCCAGCAUCGACGGCGGCGCAGCGUCUGGCGCCGUUACUUUUAGUGCUGCGUCGCGUGGUCAACUGCCGCAUAAAGCUGUUCCUCAAUCCUCAGGACAAGAAUUCUGACAUGCCAUUAAAAAGCUUCUACCGGUACGUGCUGGAGCCGGAGCUGCAGUUCGGCGCGCGCGGCGAGGCGGGCGCGCUGGCGCGCUUCUCGCGGCUGCCGCACGCGCCGCUGCUGUCGCUAGAGCUGCGCACGCCGCCCAACUGGCUCGUCGAGUGCGUGCGCUCCGUCUACGACCUCGACAACAUCCGCCUCGCCGACGUCGACUCGCUCGUGCACAGUGAAUUCGAACUGGAGUAUCUACUACUGGAAGGGCAUGCGUGGGACACAACCCUGGGUACGCCGCCCCGCGGGCUGCAGCUAAUCCUAGGCAGCAGGGAGCAGCCGGAGCUCAUGGACACCAUAGUAAUGGCCAACCUCGGCUAUUUCCAACUGAAGGCCAACCCUGGUGCCUGGACACUGCGCCUACGACCUGGACGCUCUGAAGACAUAUAUGAGAUUGUCGGGCACGAGAACACGGAGACGACGGCGGCUAGUGCGGACAUCCAAGUGCUGAUGGGGUCGUUCCGUAGUCACGUUAUCAAACUUCGCGUCAGCAAGAAGCCGGAUAAGCAGCAUCUCGACCUUCUCGCUGAUAACGAGGACACCAACACAGGCGGUAUUUGGAAUUCUAUUGCAAGUUCAUUCGGUGGUGGCGAGGAGCAAGAAAGUCCGGACGAGACCAUUAACGUGUUUUCCGUGGCUUCCGGACACUUGUACGAGCGGUUCCUGCGUAUCAUGAUGCUGUCCGUCCUCAAGCACACCAAAUCGCCCGUUAAGUUCUGGUUCCUCAAGAACUAUCUUAGUCCAUCGCUUAAGGACAUACUGCCGUAUAUGGCGCAGGAGUAUGGUUUCCAAUACGAGCUUGUUCAAUACCAAUGGCCACGCUGGCUUCAGCGACAGCGCGACCGGCAACGUACCAUCUGGGGGUAUAAGAUUCUGUUCCUCGACGUGUUAUUCCCUCUACAUGUCAAGAAGAUCAUUUUUGUAGAUGCAGAUCAGAUUGUAAGGGCAGAUUUGAAGGAAUUAGUGGAAUUAGAUUUGGGUGGAGCACCUUAUGGAUACACACCAUUCUGUGAUAGUAGGAAAGAAAUGGAGGGCUUCAGGUUCUGGAAGCAGGGCUACUGGCGCAACCACUUGCAGGGCCGCAGCUACCACAUCAGCGCGCUGUACGUUGUGGACCUCAAGCGUUUCCGACGCAUCGCGGCCGGCGACCGCCUGCGUGGACAGUACCAGGCGCUCAGUCAGGAUCCGAACAGUCUCUCCAACUUAGAUCAAGACUUACCAAACAACAUGAUACAUCAGGUGGCAAUAAAGUCACUGCCUCAAGAGUGGCUUUGGUGUGAGACUUGGUGUGACGACAAUUCCAAGAAGUACGCAAAAACUAUUGAUUUGUGCAAUAACCCGAUGACGAAGGAGGCCAAGCUGUCAGCGGCGAUGCGCAUAGUGCCCGAGUGGCGCGAGUACGACGACGAGAUCAAAGCGCUGCAGGCUCGCGUGCGCCGCGGACUGUACCAGGCGACCGACCACGAACAAGAACACGACUCUAGUACCGGAACCACCGACGCUCAUUCCGGUAAAGAGCACGAGCAUACAGAGUUAUGA